ACAAAUUUCUAAGGAAAAACAUUAUGCCAAAACUGCCCUUUAAGUCUAAUACUCUCAAACCUUCGAUUUAUUUGUCUAAUUAUUGGAAUCCGGUGGUGCUAAUAUUGAGGUUUUUAAUUCUUUCCGAAGUGUUGUUAACAUGGAGAGGCAUUCUCAACCGCCAUGGAAAUAAAAAAGAGUUGAAAGCUGAGUCUUAGACAGCCUCUUUGAAGGUUCCACAUUACUAUAUCUUGUUCAAUUCAAUGCUGAGGUUGCCUAUAAAGCUCUUAAAACUAUCAACUGAUGCUAAAAACCUUAAAAAUGGUAAGAUGAUCCAUGCCCAUUUAAUCAUAACUAACCAAACCACCAAAAUCCACAUUUUUGAAAUGAAUUCCUUAGUGAACUUUUAUGCAAAAUGUGACCAAGUUUUGAUUGCCCGUAAGCUAUUUGAUAAUAUGCAGCAGAGAAACGUGGUUUCUUGGAGUGCUUUGAUGGCUGGAUAUUUACAUAAUGGCUUUUCGUUGGAAGUAAUUAGCUUGCUGAAACAUAUGAUUGCCGAGAGCGAUAUAAGCCCGAAUGAAUAUAUUUUUGCUACUGCACUGUCUUCAUGCUCUGAUAGUGGAAGAAUUGAGGUGGGCAUACAAUGUCAUGGUUUUGCAUUCAAGUCCGGCUUGGUGUUUCAUCAGUAUGUAAGGAAUGCUCUUAUACAUAUGUAUUCAAAGUGUUUGACAAUACAAGAGGCUAUGAGGAUUUCCGAUUCAGUGCCUAGAAAUGAUAUCUUUGCCUAUAACUCAGUUCUGAUUGGUCUUAUGGAAAAUGGGUAUUUGAUGGAAGGUUUAGAAAUUUUGAGGAAGAUGGUAAUUGAGAAUGUGGAGUGGGAUAUUGUUACUUAUGUUAAUGUUUUUGGACUUUGUGCUUGUCUUAAAAAUUUAAAAUUAGGUUUGCAAGUUCAUGGUAGGAUGUUGAUGUCUAAUGUUAAAUGUGAUGCUUAUGUUAACAGUGCAGCAAUUAACAUGUAUGGCAGAUGUGGAGAUGCUUUAAACGCACAUAGAGUUUUUGAUGGAUUGCAAAAUCAAAAUGUGGUGUUGUGGACAGCAGCUAUAACUGCUUAUUUCCAUAAUGGUUGCUUUGAGAAAGCAUUAAAUUUGUUUGCUAAAAUGCAAUUUGAAGACACAAGAGCCAAUGAGAUCACUUUUGCUGUCUUAUUGAAUGCUAGUGCAGGGUUGUCUGCUCUAAGACAUGGACACUUGCUACAUGCAUGCAUUGAGAAGUCAGGUUUUAAGGAUCAUAUCAUUGUUGGAAAUGCUUUGAUCAAUAUGUAUGCUAAGGGUGGCAUCAUUAAAUCGGCAUAUAUCAUAUUUUCAGAUAUGAUAAAUCGAGAUGUCAUUACUUGGAAUGCAAUGAUAUGUGGGUAUUCACAUCAUGGGCUAGGUAAGGAUGCUCUUCGAGUUUUUCAAGAAAUGUUAGCUUCAGAAGAGCAUCCUAACUAUGUAACUUUUGUAGGGAUUCUAUCUGCAUGUAGUCAUCUUGGGAUGGUGCAAGAGGGUUUCUACUAUCUGAACUACUUAAUGAAACAGAAUGCUAUUGAACCUGGAUUGGAGCACUAUACAUGUAUCCUUGGCCUUCUGAGCAGGGCUGGACGACUUGAUGAUGCUUGGAAUUUUAUGAAGUCUAUACCUGUACAAUGGGAUGCUGUUGCCUGGCGUACUUUACUUAAUGCUUGUCAUGUCCAUCAAAACUAUGAUUUGGGAAUGCGUGUUGCAGAAUUGGUCCUACAGAUGGAUUCUAAUGAUGUGGGAACAUAUAUCCUCUUAUCUAAUAUGUAUGCCAAGACAAAGAGGUGGGAUGGAGUUGUCAAGAUGCGGAAAUUAAUGAGGGACAUAAACAUUAAGAAAGAACCUGGGGUGAGCUGGAUAGAGAUAAGAAAUGCCGCUCAUAUUUUUCUUUCAGAAGACUUUAAGCAUCCGGAGUACCAUCAGAUUUAUUCAAAAGUAAAGGAACUAUUGACUAUGAUUAAGCCAUUGGGAUAUGUUCCACAUAAUGGUGCCGUACUGCAUGAUGUAGAGGAUGAGCAGAAGGAUGAUUAUCUUAGUUAUCACAGUGAGAAGUUAGCCAUUGCAUAUGGUCUCAUGAGAAUGCCUUCUGGAUCACCCAUCAUUGUAAUCAAGAACCUUAGGAUGUGUGAAGAUUGCCACAUGGCAGUAAAACUCAUUUCAAAGGCUACAAACAGGGAGAUCAUUGUUAGAGAUACCAACCGUUUCCAUCAUUUCCAUGAUGGAUGUUGUUCUUGUGCUGAUUAUUGGUGAUAAUAUAAUGUACAUGAAGCUGUGUAAAGAGACACUGCAUGUUUCACAACCUAGAGGUUACUAAAAACCAUAUUACGCUUUGUACAAUCUAGAGAAUUUUCUAGCUUGUUGGAGUUCCUCAUGAAUGUUAAAUUUUGUCAUGGCAAUCAACCGUAGGGCAUGUGCGCUAUCUCAGGAUGCCAUUCGGAGCUUUGAUUGUGGAAUCUCUGGAUAACCAUCUUUUCUGGGAAAUGGUCUUAGCCUGAUUUUUAUUUUGAGCAAAUUUGGGGAAAUAGUUGCUUCUGGUACUAUAUCAGCAUUAAACAGCUCUUUUGUGCUUUCAGAUUGUAAGUCUCUGGUGAACUAUGGAAAUCAUCUACAACAAUUGAUGUCGAUGAAGGUUUAGGAAAUCAAAGGGCUGCAAGCAGAUGAAGAAAAAAUUGUAGCCAUGAGUAAUUGGCCACAACCAACCAUAAUCAGAGCAUUAUGGGGAACUUUGGGACUUACAGGCUACUAUAAAAAAUUCGUCCAAAGUUAUGGCGUGUUGGCAGCUCCCAUAAUCAAUAUGCUACGGAAAAACUCUUUGACUUGGAUGACUGGCUCAAAAGCUGCAUUUGAGGUUAUUAAACAGGCCAUGACGACCACUCCAGUCUUGGCACUGCAGGAUUUCAACUAAAGUUUUGGGGUAGAGUGUAUGCAUCUGAUAGUGGCUUGGGAGCAGUCUUACAACAAGAAGGCGGACCUGUAGCAUUUUUCAGCAGACCAUUGGCACAGCACCACCUUCACUUACCAGCCUAUGAGAAGAAACUUGUUGGUCUCACCAAAGCUGUUCGUCAUUGCAGAUAUUUUUGUGGGGCAGAAAAUUCUUAAUUAGAACAGAUCAUUAUUCUCUUAAGUGCCUCUUGGACCAACGUAUUACCACUUCACCUCAGCAACAUUGACUGUCCAAAUUUUGGGAUUUGAUUUCAUAGUAGAGUAUAGAGCAGGAAGAGAAAACAAAGUUGCAAAUGCCUUGUCACGACAAGAUGAAGAUGGUGGAAUGCUAUCUGCAAUUUUAAUGCCACAAUUAGAGCUUUUUGAUCCUCUAAAAUCAGAAAUUGCAAAUUCUAUAGCUCUAACAGACUUGGUCACAAAGAUCAUGACACUAUUGAUUUACUACAAGCACAAAGCUUAUGUUGAGCCGAGCUCUCCUUCAUCCAGACUAUUCUCUCUGCCUUGCACGAUCAAUACCGUGAGGGAUAUCAGAAAACUCUUAAUGGUGUCGCUGCUGACUUUUAAUGGCUAAUGAAACAGCAUAUACAAAAUUACAUUCGCAGUUGUGUGGUAUGUCAGAAUAAAUCUGAGACUUUACAACCAGCGGGACUUCUGCAGCCUCUCCCAGUUCCCUACUAGGUACGGGUAUAUAUGUCACUCGAGUUUAUUGAUGCCUUACCACUGUCAUAUGGAAAAUUUUUCCUACUAGUGGUAGUUGAUUGCUUCUCCAAAUAUGCUCAUUUUCUUCCACUAGCACAUCCUUAUUCAGCAGCUUCAGUGGCUUGUAUUUUUUUCUGAUAAUAUCUAUAAGUUGCAUGGUUUACCCAAAAUAAUUGUAAGUGACAGGGAUGUAAUUUUGACAAGCUCUUUGGAGUGGAUUAUUCAAUUUGUGUAUAACCAAAUUAUGCUUUAGCU
This is a messenger RNA of Ricinus communis (castor bean), 3932 nucleotides long. RefSeq names its product pentatricopeptide repeat-containing protein At5g39680. Gene Ontology annotation, molecular function: zinc ion binding; protein binding; RNA binding. The transcript is spliced from 4 exons. Gene Ontology annotation, biological process: RNA modification. The coding region runs from base 243 to 2285 and encodes 680 amino acids. The record is from RefSeq and is a predicted model, not a curated record. NCBI's taxonomy places the organism in Eukaryota, Viridiplantae, Streptophyta, Magnoliopsida, Malpighiales, Euphorbiaceae.